AUGACCGACACCAAACAACGAUUCUUAAAUCUUCUCGAUAUUCUAUCAUUUAGAGCAGCACGAUUGCUCGUUACAUUUGAACAAUAUAUGCCUGCUUACUUAGUGCCAAGAAGAACAUCAUUUUUAAUGAAGGAACGAAAUGAAUUUGCUCGUGCAUUGAUACAACAUGAACUUAACGAAUCAUACUCACCAGAACAAAUUCUUCAUUGCCGUAAUAUUAUUAAUGCUAAUGAUAUUAGUAAAAUGGAAAUGGGUGUAUGGAUUGAUUUAGAAGGUGCAAUUAAUCGCUUUAAACUUAUUCAUCCUGGUCAUUCAUAUAUAAAAGAUCUGAAUAUGCUCUCUCUUCUUCCAUUUCGAACACAAUGUAACAAUAUUCGAAAUGGUAUUGAAUGUGGUGAUCAACUUCGACUUGAAUUUCAUAUGACUGCCUUUAUCAUUUAUCCAACAACAAUUCAACCAUGCACAAUGUAUAGUGCUGAUUGCAAAAAAUGUAAACGAAGUUAUCGAGUUUCAUCAAUUUAUUGUAAUAAUGAACAAAAAUUUAUUGUUACUCCAGAAGCACUUGAAAAAAAUCAAUAUUUUCAUUUAUCUUCUGGCAAACUAGUAUUUUCUCGUGAGCUGCUUGUUUCAUUUUCUUCUGAUCUUGUAAAUGGUCAUAUUAGUUUUAAUGGUGCUGGUACAUCUUUAUUAUCUAAAGUCGCUCGUCUUCAUCCUGAACUUCAUAAAAAAUUUGAUUCAAUAGGAUUAACUCGUUCCCUAGAAGCUAAUUGGAUUUAUUUUGAAUUAUUCAAUUUUAUUUUUAUGACCAGCUCAGAAAAACAAAUUGUUGUACCAAGAGCGCUUUUUUCUGCGCGAAAUACUGUUAGAGGUGGUGGAAUGAUAAAUGCAAAAGCACAAUUUCUUGAAGAACAUCUAGAUUGGAUAUACAACAUUUUUAGUAUCUUCUGGUCACACCACGAAUUUAUUCCUGAUUGUCAAUGUGAUAAAUCAAUUUGCUCUCGUGUAUUAGUUUUGGAUGGACAUCAAAAGCCCCGGAGAACUGUUUGUAGUUUCGACAAUGUUACUUCAUUUGUAAAUGAAGAAGAAUUAGGUGUCUGUAAUCGAGGUUGUCCUUAUCAACCACAAAAGAAAAUAAAUAAUCAGAACAACAAAAGUAGAUUUUCUCCAUAUUAUUGCUACUAUCAUCAAAAUUCAAAUGAAAUAUUAUCAUCAAAUGCAGAAGAAGAUCGUCAACGUGAAGAAGCAUGGAACAACGAAUUAAAAUUACUUGAAGAACAAAGUAAUAUAACAGGUGAUGAUGAAACACUUGAAUCAUGUAAUGUAACAAGGUCACAGGAAGAUGAACAAAUUGAAAAUAAACGCAGGAGUAUGGGAUUCUUGGCUUCAUUUUUAUCAUGUGGAGUAGUAAUAGGUUUUACAGAAUCUAUCAAUCAUGAAGGAGUACGACAAGUAACUGACCAUUUAUUAACUAUGAUUAAAAUGGGAAGUAAAAUACCUGAUGCAUUAAUAUAUGAUUCAGCUUGCAAUUUAAAGUUAUUUUGGAACAAAAAUUAUCGUGGUAUAUAUCUGAAAGAAACUUCUGCAAGUACGAUAUUAUUUAACAUACGUGUUGCAGUCGAUAGAUUUCAUCAUAAAAAUCAUGUACAUAAAAUGUGCAAGUCAAUUACAAAUCCAGAUUGUGCAUUAAAUGGAAAUGAUGAGAUUUACAAUGGUAUUAAUACUGUUAUAGCCGAACAAUCAUUUCGUUAUUUAAGUGAAUUUAAACUUUCAUUGCGCCGUUUGGCAUAUCCAACAUCAACAAUAUUUAGUAUUUUACUUCUACACCUUUGGAACUGUCGUCGUACUCAAAUCUCACCCGAUCAGUUCGGUUUAGCCACCAAAUAUAUAUCUGAAAAAGUUAAACCUCUUUUUCUUACUUAUUGUAUUUUCGAAACUGCUCAAGUAUGUCAAAAGAAAACUAGCACAGAAUAUUUUCAUUUGAUUCAAGCUGAACAACAAGAUUAUACAGAUGACAAGAUGGAAACAAGUGAUGAUGAUCUUGAACAAUUAAACUAUGAUUGUUAUAUUAAUUUGGAACAGUAUGCUUGGGAUUCUGAUGCAGAUUAG
Rotaria sordida is the source of this 2106-nucleotide messenger RNA. The record is from the annotation of a GenBank genome assembly. Lineage: Eukaryota; Metazoa; Rotifera; Eurotatoria; Philodinida; Philodinidae.